UGUCAGACGCAGUCCACUUGCCAGUGUCGCGUCUGCGCGUUCACGGCCCGCUUCUGCUGAAGCGGGAAAUUCGAAUUCGGAACUUCUUAUUUUUUUCUUCAUACCGUUUAUUUUUUAUAUCUAUUUCGAUUGUGGCUGACUGUUCUUUUAGUGUCUGUUCUGUGCUUAAUUCUUCUGUUGCGGAUAGAUCACUUGGCAUGCUGCAGUAGAUAUGGGGCUUUAUAGCUUAAGAUCGUUGCUCUUAGCAGCGUUCAUUUUAAGUAAUUGCAUAACGUGGACGACGUCAAGGCAUCACUACACACAUAAUGUAAACGGUCACAGAAGUAGACACAGACGGCAAGGCGCCGGUUUGUAUCUAUCAGCUUCAUACGUCCUGCCUGGUGGUGAGGGCACCGGUGCGUGGGGAGAGUGGGGCGAGGUGACCCCUUGCUCUAGGACAUGCGGCGGCGGUGUUGCCAGCCAGAAGAGAAUAUGUCUUCAGGUUGGGUCAGAUGGCCAGUCUUCGUGUACUGGUGGGGACACGAAAUACUUUUCAUGUCAGACACAAGACUGCCCCCCAGACUCCAAAGAUUUUAGAUCAGAACAAUGCGCGGAAUACGACAAUAUAUUGUUCAAGGGCAUUAAAUACAAAUGGGUACCAUAUCUGAACGGUCCUAACCCAUGCGAGCUGAACUGCAUGCCGCGAGGCGAGAGAUUCUACUACAGACAAAAGCCGAAGGUCACUGAUGGCACUCUCUGUAAUGACGAGUCGUGGAAUGUUUGCGUCAACGGCACCUGCCAGACUGUGGGUUGCGACCGAAUGCUGGGCUCAACAGCGCAAGAAGAUAAAUGCCUUGUAUGUCGCGGAAGCGGGCUUAACUGUCGCACUGUUAGCGGAUUACUGGAUUCUCAGGAUCUCAGAAAAGGCUACAAUGAUAUGCUACUCAUACCGAUGAAUGCUACAAGUAUUCUAAUAGAAGAAGUUAGAGAUUCCAACAAUUAUCUCGCGAUUCGGUCCAAAAAUGGCACGUACUAUCUGAAUGGGGACUACCACAUAGACUUCCCAAGAACUAUAGUGAUCGCUGGUGCCCACUGGCACUACGAACGUAACCAAAGAGGCUUCUCUGCACCGGACAAACUUCGCAGCACGGGGCCACUUAAUGAACCACUAUUUUUAUCGCUUUUGCUCCAAGACGAGAAUGUUGGUAUUAAAUACGAAUAUAGCAUAGCACCGGAGCUACUACCCGUUGCUGACCAAAAGUACCACUGGGUGUACGACAAUUUCACACCGUGCAGUGCUACUUGUGGAGGAGGUUUUCAGACCAGGAAUGUAACUUGCCGGUCACGAGAAGAAUUAGAUAUAGUGGAAGAGGGAUUGUGUGAAGAAGUGCUAAGGCCACCAAGUAAUCAAAGUUGCAACAUAGACGCAUGCCCUGCAAAGUGGAUAGAGGGACCCUGGAGUCCCUGUUCCAAAGCCUGCGGAGAAGGUGGCGUCCAGUCACGACAGGUUCAGUGCCAAAAGAUUAUUACGAACGGGUUUCCGUCAAUAGUAGCCGACAAAGAAUGCUUCGAUCUAUUGGGACCUAAGCCAGAGUUGUUCCAAGAGUGCAACAAGAAUGCCUCCUGUCCUAAAUGGUUCACUGGACCAUGGAAGCAUUGUGACAAAUUAUGUGGAGAAGGUAAACAAACUCGUCAAGUAGUCUGUUUUCAAAAAUCUGAUACUGGUCGCGUAGAAGUGCUGGAAGAUAGUAAAUGUCAAGACAAGAAACCGGACACAGAACAGACCUGUCUGUUACACUCUUGCAAAGGCAUCGACUGGAUGUUAUCUGAUUGGACUGGGUGCGACACUUGUCUAUCAACGGUGAGAACCCGCGUGGCUGAGUGCGCGACAGAGGAUCACAAGGUGGUGGACCCGAGCCAAUGCGCCUACCAUCCGCCGCCGCAGCUACAAGAGCCUUGUGACCUAUCCAAAUUACCAGCCUGCGAAGUGCAGUGGUACGCCACGCAAUGGAGCAAGUGUUCAGCAGACUGCGGCAAAGGCAUCCACACACGGCGCGUAUUCUGUGGUAUGUUCAAUGGAGACUCUGUGGAGAAGGUCGACGACAGCCGCUGCUCCAACUUUACUAAGUACAACGAUACGAAACCCUGCGAAAUACCUAAAGACAAGUGCCCAGCCAAAUGGUACGCUGGUCCUUGGUCUGAGUGCACAAAGCCAUGUGGUGGCGGUACAAAGCAGCGCGCCGUGAUGUGCAUCCGUGACUUCAAGCACGUCAGCGAGUGUGACCUGGAAUCCAUCAUCGACUCGACGAAUUCCUGCAACACAGGCCCUUGCGACGCAGAUGAAACCCUACCGGUGAAUGCAAGCGCUCCUCCUAUUCUCGACAUAGAAUAUGAAGACGAAGAUUGUAUUGAUGAAGACGAAGAGAUCGAGAAGUACGACGAAGUAGGCGCCGAAGAGGAAAGCACCAGUUCACUCUUCACGUUGGACGAGCUCAUGUUUAGCGACAGCCCAUCUACGAUAGAGGGAUCAGGCUCAACAAUAUCGACUGAAUUUGGAUCUGGAGAUGGAUCAGGCUUCGGUUCAACUAGCUUGUUCACAGAUUCGGACAGUACUACAGAUAGUGAACUAUCAACAGUUUCAAGUAGUGAUUUUACAGAUACUGGAUCUACCGAAUCUGGAGCAACUGACGAAACUACUGAAUCUGGCGCUACUGAUAAUACUGUGUCAGUAGAUACUACUGAAACUGGCUUAACAGAUGAAAGCGAAUCAAGUGUAUCUACUGAACUUGAUUCCACAGACGCAUCUACUGUUUCUGGAUUAACUGAUGCUUCAAGUGAACCUUCGGUUACAGAUCAAAGUAGUAUAUCAGACUCUACCGAUAUUACCACUGAAUCCGGAAGUACUGAUUUUACAGAUAUAAGUUCUACUGAUGCUACCAGUGACUUGAGCUCCACUGCAUCCAGUGACUUGAGCACCUCUGAUACAACUAUAGAUUUUAGUUAUUCUACUGAUGAAACUACUGACUCUGCCACUACCGAGGAAUCAACUGUGUCUGGUUCUACAGAUAUAACAACAGAAUCUGGAUCGACAGAUAUUUCCGAGUCAUCUACAGAAGGAUCUUCCACUUCAUCUUCAAGCGACAGCCCUACUGAUGGCUCUACUGGAACCGACUCAACUGAUAUCACUGAGACAGGUUCUACCGGGGAAUGGUCUACUGAAUUUUCUGGUGAAACAACUGAGUCCGGUGCUACUACUGAAUAUAGCAGCACCGAUCAGACUGGUUCCACUGAAAGUUCAUCAGAUAUAAGCACAACUGACUUUACAGGAAGUACCGAAACUGAUGAGACUGGGUCUACUGAGACAGGUUCAGAUGUAACUGACAUUAGUACAACCGAAGUGUCAGGCGGAUCUACUGAAACUGACUACAGCACUACCGAACUAACUGGCAGUACAGAAACUGGAGAAACCGGACUUACAACAGAAAGUUACUCGUCAACGGAAAUAAGUACAGAAGAAUGGACCACUGAAUCUGAAGAAUCUACUGUCUGGGACUAUUCGACCACGUUAACUGGCGGCAGAAAGAAAAUGUGCAAACCAAGGAAAUCUAAAUGCAAGAGCAGCAAGCAUGGUUGCUGCCCUGACUUGCGAACGCCCGCUACAGGACCUUUCGACGAAGGUUGUCCAAACCCGGAGACCUGUAAAGAGUCUAAAUUCGGUUGUUGUCCGGAUGGCGUGUCUCCCGCACCCACGGCCAAGGGUAAGGGCUGCCCAGUGACGCCCUGCAACGAGACGCUGUUCGGCUGCUGUGAGUCCGACAAAAAAACACCCGCCGAGGGCAACGACCAGGAAGGAUGUCCCCCAGCGUGCAAAUUUUCUAAAUAUGGCUGUUGCGAAGAUAAGCAAACUAAAGCGACAGGUCCAAAGAAGGCAGGGUGUCCCGAAACAGAAGCUAAAAAGAAAGCAGAAGAAGCUAAGAAAAAAGCAGCAGCAGAUAAGAAAAAGGAGGAAGAGAGGAAAAAGGCAACAACGAAACCACAGGAAGUUGGAGAGUGCGUUAAAUCCAAGCAUGGGUGUUGUUACGACAACAGUACUGAAGCAAGUGGACCUAAUGGCGCCGGUUGUCCUUGCAACAUUACAGAGUUCGGUUGUUGCAGCGAUGGCGUUACUGCAGCGAAUGAUGCAGAAAAGUCGAAUUGUGGGAAGACAUGCAAUUCGUCUCCAUUCGGAUGUUGUCCUGACGGCAAAACUCCAGCUCAUGGAUACGAAAAUGAAGGUUGCUGUCUCCUAUACGAAUUUGGGUGCUGUCCUGAUAACUACAGUCCUGCUAGAGGACCACACAACGAAGGUUGCGACUGUAAGCAGUCCCGGUUCGGUUGUUGUCCAGACAACACGACUGUGUCUCGUGGCCCCGAGAAUGAGGGAUGUGGCUGCGAAUACAGCGAGUUUGGUUGUUGCCCAGACAGUCAUACCCAAGCCGAGGGUCUGGAAUACAAGGGUUGUGGUUGCCACACUUAUCAGUUCGGUUGCUGUGAUGAUGGUGAAACCAUUGCGAAGGGUCCCAACCGUCAGGGAUGUCACUGCCGUGAAUCCAAAUACGGCUGCUGCGGAGAUCAGAACACUCCAGCUGUCGGACCUAAUUUGGAAGGCUGCGAUUGUGCCUCCAGUAGAUACGGUUGCUGCCCUGAUGGGCAAACCGAAGCUAAAGGCAAGAAGUUCUUGGGAUGUACCGACGUGCCUGAGAGUAGACAAGCGGCGUGCAGCUUGUUGACGGACCGCGGCUCCUGCCACAACUACACGGUGUACUGGUUCUACGACAUGGAGUACGGCGGCUGCUCCAGAUUCUGGUAUGGCGGCUGUGAGGGCAACGGGAACAGAUUCUCUACCAAAGAAGAGUGCGAGGACAUCUGCGUGCAGCCCGCACCUAAAGAUGCUUGCAAGUUGCCACAGGUGAAAGGUGCGUGUAAAGGCUACCUCCUACGCUGGUACUACGACAGUGAACGGGAACGAUGCUCGCAGUUCAUUUACGGCGGCUGUCUCGGCAACAACAACAACUUCGAGACCGAGGAGCUGUGCCAGACGCAAUGCCAGCCCACCAGAUCUGUCGACCAAUGUUCUCUCCCUAUCGAUCCUGGAAGCUGCUCGGGCAACUAUGUUCGUUGGGGCUUCAACCCAGACAAUGGGCGUUGUGAGCAGUUCACAUGGGGCGGUUGUGAAGGCAACACCAAUAGGUUCAGUACAGAAGCUGCCUGCAUACACCGGUGCAAUACUCCGGGAGAGCCUAAAUCUAAUUGCAAGUUGCCGCAAGAGACUGGAAACUGUACAGAAGUGCAUGCUAAAUGGUCCUUUAGUGGAGAGGAGAAUCGAUGCGUACCAUUCUACUACACUGGUUGCGGAGGGAAUGAUAACAGGUUCGAUCAUGAACAGCACUGCAUCGACGACUGCCCAGCUGUCUAUGUCAAGGAUAUUUGUGAGCUGCCAGCUGAGAUCGGCAAUUGCGCGGAAUAUAGGCAGCGCUGGUACUUCGACACUGCGCAGAAGAGAUGUUUGCAAUUCUACUUCGGUGGGUGCGGUGGGAACGAAAAUAACUUCCACACGAUGGAACAAUGCGAGUCGCGGUGCGCUGUGAAGCAAGUGACAACCACCACACUGCAACCUGCUGUGGUGGACACUAGCACUUCAGAGUUCUGCUUCAUGGAACUGGACCCGGGCCAAUGUACCAACUACGAGACCAAGUGGGGCUACGACCAUACGCGCGGUAUUUGCACUACGUUCGAGUACGGAGGCUGCGGUGGCAACAGAAACAACUUCCCCGAUGAGAAAUAUUGUACAUAUUACUGUAUUACCACGCAAGAUAUCUGCCAAUUGCCAAUGCUGUCAGGACCAUGCGACGACUCGCAAAUGAAAUGGUUCUACGACCCCACCACGGACACUUGCAGUCGGUUCACCUACGGAGGCUGCCAAGGCAAUGGCAAUAGGUUCGACACUGCAGAGGAUUGCGAGAGGCGCUGCAGGACUGGACCCGCAGUCGACGUACCAGUCAAAACUACCACAACCACCAUUGCUCCGGCUGAAAAUCUACCUGCAGAAUGCCAGAUUCUGCCCACCGCAGAGGAAUGUACGGAAGCUGGGCAGGUUUGGUACUUGGACGUGAACAGACGGGCAUGUGUCUCGUACGAGAACGAAGCGAGUGGUUCCAGCUGUAGGAAUACAGGCGUCUUCAACUCAGAAGAAGCCUGCGAAAGGUCUUGUGGCGCCUUCCGAGACGUUGACGUAUGCCAGCAACCCAAAGAUCCCGGUCCAUGCCGGGAAGCUAUCCGCAAGUAUUACUACGACGUCGAAACUGAAUCUUGUAACGAGUUCGCAUAUGGCGGCUGUCACGGUGGAGCCAAUCGGUUUUCCAGUAUCAGCGAGUGCGAGGAGAUCUGCUUACCGGUUGAUACAGAUCCUUGUUCAUUGCCCGUGGAGGUUGGGAACUGUGUAUACAGCUAUUCCAGCUGGUACUACGAGCCUCGUCGUGAUGAGUGCUACAAGUUCUCCUACAGCGGCUGCAACGGGAAUGACAACAGAUUCCCAACCCGCGAGGAGUGCGAAGGUCGCUGCAGGCGACGACCUGCCGCCCCGGCCACGCCCGCUCCACCUACACAGGCAGGAGAACCUGAAUGCACUACCCCGACCUCAUUGGAGCCUUGUGGAGCUAACAUCACGGUGUUCUACUUCGAUUCGCAUCGGCAGGAAUGCGUACCGAGCGUCAUAGGUGGCUGCCAUCAACCCAACUCCUACCUAACUGAGGAGGCUUGCGAGAGAAGGUGUGGCGCCUUCCGAGGACUUGAUGCACCUCAAUUAUGCCAAUACUCGCUAGAUGUUGGCACAUGCAAAGCUUCUAUACCUAAAUACUAUUGGGAUAUAAGAGCCGGCAGAUGUGAACGAUUCUCCUAUGGUGGUUGUGGCGGUGGACCCAAUCGUUUCUCGACUAUAGAGGAAUGUGUGCAAUUCUGCGGAGAGACUGGACCUGCCCUUGCAUGUCUAGAGCCAGCGGACACGGGGUCGACGUGUGACGAGGUGCCAACGAGACGCUAUUACUACAGCCCCGAGGAAGGUUCCUGCAAGCCGCUCGUAUACAAAGGCUGUGGUGGUACAAACAACAACUUUGCCACAUACGAGUACUGCGAGAAGCUUUGCGAGAGUUGGAAAUACACUGAAACGAGCGACAACGAAGUAGUGCCCUCGGCGGACUGCUCGCGGUACCACGAGGAGUGCUCGCUGCUGCAGUGCCCGUACAGCGUGCAGCGCACGCGUGUGUCGGACGGCUGCGAGCGCUGCACGUGCGUGCCCGUCGAGGUCGAUUGCGAGCUCCUGCACCAGGAGUGUCAGACCCUCCGCUGCAACUACGGCGUAGACCGCUCUUACGGCUCCGACGGCUGCGAGAGAUGCAAGUGCAUAGAACAUCCGUGUGCUAACGUGAACUGUUCACCGGGCGAACGGUGUGUUGCCAGCGCAUACAGAAACCCAGUUACAGAGGAGACACAGUACUCUGCUGACUGCAAGAAGGUGGAAAAGCCUGGCUCAUGUCCACGUGAGCACGUGUUCACAACGGAGACAGGAUGCCGGCGCGAGUGUAACGAUGACGCGGAUUGCCGCGGAGUCGGCAAGUGUUGCUCGCGCGGCUGCAGCUGGCUGUGCCUCGAACCCGCCAGUAAUCAGAUCCUACACACCACCCCGUACACACCAGAAAUCCCACAAGCGCCGCGUGCUGACACAGAGGAAACGAAGCCUGAGGUGGAAGCAACGGAGGGCGGAAAAGCAAUUCUCCGCUGUCUCUUCCAUAGCAACCCGCCAGCUAAGAUCACUUGGAGACACAGUGAGAUCACCAUCGACACUGACUCAGGCCGGUAUAGGCUACAUUCUGACGGAGCCCUCGAAAUCGUAUCGCUGUACCGCAACGACUCCGGCGUCUACAUCUGCGUUGCGCAGAACAUCCACGGCAUAUCGCAGCAGGAAAUCCACCUGCAGGUCCAGGAUCCUGUAACAUCUCCGGCUGGCAUCGCUGGCGAUCGAGACGCAGUUGUGUACGGAGAGAUUGGCCAAAGUCUCACAAUUCAGUGCCUCGCGUACGGCUAUCCACGGCCUUCUGUCCUGUGGUACAGAGGCCCCACUGGCACCCUAGUGCCGUUCAGCAGUUCUAUAUACGAGGCAAGAGACUUCGGGUUGCUAAUAAGGAAACUAGAGGUGGAUCAGCUAGGCAGUUACACAUGUGAGGCAUACAACGGCGUGGGGCGGCCGGCGUCGUGGACUGUGGAGGUGAAGACGCGUGGCCGUACGAGCUGGUUGCAAGUGGGACAGACCACAUUCGGGCGGCCGCCUACACAAACAGAACGGACCACAGAAUGGACCACGCCACUUCGGGAAAUAACGGUCCCGGUGUUCACUGUGCCGGUUAAGACGCACAUCUCGGCGGAGACGACCAAUUUGGCCGUAGGCACGGAGCUGAACCUGCCGUGUGAUGUAGACGGCUACCCGUCACCCACCGUCUACUGGAGUAAAGAUGGCGUACCACUCACCUCGAACCAUAGAACGCAAUUCACUGAUGCCCGCCUCACGAUCACUAAUCUGACGGUGGCCGACAGCGGCGAGUACGGAUGUCACGCGAGCAACCCUUACAGCAACGACUACUCCACAGUCAGGAUCCUCGUACGAGAAAUCUACGUAUCGACGACGUGCAAAGAUAAUCCGUUCUUCGCGAACUGCCGCCUCAUAGUACGCAGCAAAUUCUGCGUACACCGAUAUUAUUCUCAGUUCUGCUGCAAGUCGUGCACGGAGGCAGGCCAGCUGGUUGCGCAAGAUCUUCAGCUGCAAUCUGAUGAGGCUUGGAAGAAAUAAGCACUUUAAUUGACCAAUGUUCAUAUUGUUAGUUAUGAUGAGGAUGUCAAUCGUGCUUAAUUGAUAAAUUAGAUAUUCGAAACUGAAAUUGCAAAUGUAGUUUUUUACAAUUUGUUUCUAAAACUUUAAUAUUCUUAUAAUUCGAAAUUACUAUUUUUUACUCUUUACAAAAAAAACAUGCCCUCGAUAUGAACAUUGGACCGAUAAAUCAGUUUAUAUUAAUUUCAUAGUGCCAUAUAGCUGAUGUACAAACAUAUUUUUGCUACAGGAAUAUUCCAUUUUUUACGAAUAUAUUUUUUCAAAUAUAUAAUUCUGCAGCAAUGGUAACUAGGUAGUUGGAAUAUGUGACUAUUUCCAACGUUCUCACUGUGUUAGCAAACCAAUAGAUCGUAUUGUAGAUAGAUAUACUUAAAUAUGAUUAUUGUGUAAAUAUAUAUACGAGGCCUAUGCCCAGCAGU
Molecule: messenger RNA, 9315 nt
Organism: Achroia grisella
Lineage: Eukaryota; Metazoa; Arthropoda; Insecta; Lepidoptera; Pyralidae
Gene: Ppn
Product: papilin-like
Exons: 54
Coding region: 212-8857 (2881 amino acids)
Biological process (GO): extracellular matrix organization
Cellular component (GO): extracellular region
Molecular function (GO): serine-type endopeptidase inhibitor activity
Source: RefSeq, a predicted model, not a curated record